AUGGUUUCCUUUUCGUGUGAGGUUUGCAACGAUACGGUCGUCAAGAAGAAGCUUGCUCUGCAUCAGAGACAAUGUCAUGGUGCAUACUUUACAUGUAUUGAUUGCAAUGCUACCUUCUACAACAAUGACCACAACAGUCAUACCAGUUGUAUAACCGAAGCUGAAAAAUACGAGAAGGGCUGGAAAGCUCCUAAACUCAAGUCUGUCAAGAGCGAACGGGAGCUUCAGAGACCUCACUCGUCUGAACCUGAAAAAACAAACAAUAAGCAAAAAUCAAGGGCCAAGUCCGCUGAGCCAUCGCUUGCAUCGUUCGUUUCUGGAUCUGAAUCACUCUACAAAGUUCUCAAGAAGGCCCGCAAAGGACUCAAGAAAGAUAAAUCCGAACUCCUGAAGUCGCUAAAAGUGUCUAAGAAUGCAGACGGUACCAUCACUGUCUCCCUAUGA
Messenger RNA from Ogataea haglerorum, 444 nucleotides. RefSeq lists its product as uncharacterized. NCBI's taxonomy places the organism in Eukaryota, Fungi, Ascomycota, Pichiomycetes, Pichiales, Pichiaceae. Gene Ontology annotation, molecular function: DNA binding. The record is from RefSeq and is a predicted model, not a curated record. Gene Ontology annotation, cellular component: nucleolus. The transcript has a single exon. The coding region runs from base 1 to 444 and encodes 147 amino acids. Gene Ontology annotation, biological process: negative regulation of transcription by RNA polymerase II; rRNA processing.